This is a messenger RNA of Paraphaeosphaeria sporulosa, 926 nucleotides long. RefSeq lists its product as uncharacterized. The transcript has a single exon. The coding region runs from base 361 to 756 and encodes 131 amino acids. The record is from RefSeq and is a predicted model, not a curated record. NCBI's taxonomy places the organism in Eukaryota, Fungi, Ascomycota, Dothideomycetes, Pleosporales, Didymosphaeriaceae.
CCCACACCUAAGCCGCUGGCACGUUCCACCGAACAUCUUUUCCCUGCUUUUCCUGAAACGCGCAUCUUCGCAACAGGCAAGUCCGGCGCUGUUCCUGCAUACGAAGGGCAGCGAUCGCUGAUUGGCUGUGCAUCUUUGCCGUUUGCGGUCGUCAGGACAAAGGCGUCGAGCGAGCUCGCUCGGAAGUGACGUCGGGAGGUGGCAUGCGAUUAAAAACGUAGGAGGGUGAGAUGCGAGGUCGGAGGUCAGAUUUCUGUUCACCUUUACUCGAGCCUUGACCAGAGUGCAUUAAGUACACCACGUACGAAGCGAUCAACCACACACGCGCGAACCACUACUUCACUUUUCGCUAUCAUUACCAUGGACGACUUUCCACGCUCCACAGUCGCCGUCCGAGAACUCUCCCAUACCUCGCAGGGGUCAUCCAUCACAAACCCACACCACGCACCGCCCUCGCCCUCCCUCUCCAAAGCAUCAACAGAGUCCUCAAGGCAUUCCUGCGAGGCGCCACGCUCCCCUUCAGUCACACACAAACGGGAGACCGAGAAUCUCACAUCCUUCCCUUCGCCGAGCGACUUCAAGCCCACAACAGCAUUCGAUCCAGACGCGCCGCAGCCGUACCGCGAAGAGGAUUUCCAGGGGAAGAGCAAAGACGAGGUGCGUCGCAUGCGCAAGCGGGACUAUGCGGUCGAGAUCUCGAGAUUGAUGGGGAGGCAGCUAGUCAAGGGGAUGAGUGGAAAGGGCGAAGAUAAAUGAAGCGUCGGAGUAGAAGGCGUCAACUUCCUGGAACAGUUCGCUUCUCCAUUGUAUAAAUGUUGUUUCUUUUAAGCGAUGGCGUUAUCUUUUCCGCCUCGGGUUGGCGGGUGUAAAUUAGUCCUGGGUCAUGUUUGUAACAUCCAUAUUGAGCAGGUGAGCAGUAACCGUGA